Molecule: messenger RNA, 586 nt
Organism: Penaeus monodon (black tiger shrimp)
Lineage: Eukaryota; Metazoa; Arthropoda; Malacostraca; Decapoda; Penaeidae
Exons: 3
Coding region: 2-586 (194 amino acids)
Source: RefSeq, a predicted model, not a curated record
AAUGGGAGAGGAGGUGAGACUGCUGACCCUCCCCGCCGCCUUCCUCGCGCUGGUCCUGCUCGUCGCGUUCUGCGACCGUAGGACUUUCCUCCCGCAGGCCUGGACGAAGCCCAAGUUGACCCCGCAGCAGCUGGCGAGUCUCCGGCGCGACCUGAACUCGCUCUCCUCCAGGAUGCAGGACCUUGAAGCCGGUUCUUCCCGCACGGGCCGUGAACUCCGACUCCUGAAGAAGGUGGCGCAGAAGGUGGAGGACCAAGUCAAGGAGAAGCGAAUCAUCAAGGAUAUGUGCGGCGCCUUCUUCCCCUGCCACAGGAGGAAGCAGCAGCUCUUGCCUCCUGCGUCUACUACGGUCCUUCUGGGGAGACUGAGGGAAGGCUCCACUAGCAAACAGUUCUGUGACGAAGCUGCUGGCAUCUGGGUGCUCUGCGUCAGGCACCUCGCCUUGGGGGAGCUGCGGCCGCGGUCCUCAGCUCCUGUUUCCCCUGGAGCUGUUCGAGCGGCGGUGAGGCGAGAAGUACCUCCUCUCCUCGAGGGUCUCGCUGAGGGCGCUCACCUCGUUGAGGAUCUUAAGGAGCAGGUUCUCUGA